Closterium sp. Yama58-4 is the source of this 609-nucleotide messenger RNA. The record is from the annotation of a GenBank genome assembly. Lineage: Eukaryota; Viridiplantae; Streptophyta; Zygnematophyceae; Desmidiales; Closteriaceae.
AUGGCCGGCGCCGUCCAAUCAGCAGCCGCCACGUUAGCCAGCACCAUCGCGCAAGCUCCGGGCGGACUUCUGUUCGACGACGCAUCGGCAAUAUGCCUGGAUUUCGGCCCUCUGCCCGCCUGCGAUUUCUACUUUGAUCUGCUGGGCCCGCUCGGUCUCCCCUCGCUGCGCUUCCCCGUCGUAUCCGGCGGUGCGCUCGUGCUCUCCCAGCACAACGGCGACCGCCCCGUGAGCCUCGAAAUCGCGACUGGCGUUUCGCCUAGUUCUGUCGCAAUCGCUGGGGACAAAAAAAAGGGGGGUUACAAGGUUGAGAUUGAUGCGACAGGGCCGGCGAAAUACUGCAAGUGCGAGGCGGCGAAACUGGCGAAAUCAGUUGCGCACGCUGGCGAUCAGUUCUACGCCACUGGACAGCCUGCCAAGGUGUAUGCUCGCACAUUCCAGAAGAACCUUCCUGCAUCGGCCUUCAAGGGUUGCUGUGUGCGCCUGCCGCUCACCAGCGUGCAGCUCAAGGCCCCCAAUGGUGAUGUCAUCAACCUCAACAAGGGCGACGGCAACAAGCAAUUUCUUGAGAAGCGUCGCUGCCUUCUUUUUCACGUGCUCUCUGUGUGA